AUCCGUUUCAGCUCAAGUUCGCGCCAAGCCCAGCCUUAGCCUGUCAGUACAGCAUCACCUUAGCGUUGUGCCGUCUUGCCACGUCACAUUCAAUUACCGGUCAUACACUAAUCGCCAUAGCCGUCUGCCAGCCGGCCAGCACUAGCCAUGACUGACGGCCUACAUACUCAUUCGACGAACCUUACCGCGCACUCACCUCAGGGGGGUUCGGCUGCGCGUUCGUCGGACGGAUCAGCCGCAGUAUGCGGAGGCGGAAGCGCUGAGACCUCCGGCCAGCCCGUUGCUUUCCGCUUCCCCGCGCUCGCGGGGAGGAAGCGCCGGCAGCGCGUGGGAGAAGCGUUUUUUGCUGCGGGAGAUGCGGAGCGUGAGCUAUUGGCGAAGCAGCUGUUGCUACUGGUUACAGCGGAGGAGGUUGAAGCCAUUAUGCGGCAAGUGCGGGGAGAAUCGGACGGCCCAGGAGAGUCGUCGGCGAGCGAAAUCGACGGUGCAGAUGGAGGGGGGGAAGGACGGAUAAAAGGCAACGCCAUGGCUGUCAGCAGUGAAGGCACAGAUGUUGGUUCAACAGGUACAGAAGCCAUAGCUACCAGAGAAGCGGUUAUGGUUCCUCCGACCGAGCCCGCAGAUCCAUCCGUUGCGGUAUCUGAGGAGAGUGAGCGAAUUUUGAACAAGAACGCGUUUGAAGAGCCCAUCAGAUGCCCAAUCCCAGGCUGCCACGUGGUGGUGCAGGGAGCCCUGGCCCUGGAUGCGCAUCACCAGGCCAUGCACCGAGCCAUGUGCGCCACGUGUAGUAAGGCGUUCCCCUCCAAUCGCCUGCUCAACAUCCACGUGGCAGAAGCCCAUGAUUCCUUCUUCCAGGCGAAGGUGGCUCGCGGGCUCGCCAUGUACGAGUGCCUGGUGGAGACAUGCUCGCACCGCUUCCCCUCCGACGCUGCUAGGCAUCAGCACCUGGUGGCACGCCACCACUACCCGCCCUCCUUCCACUUCCACUCGCUCUCCCAGUCCCACCCCUCCCAGCGACGGCGACGCCAGAUGGCCCAGCACAGGGGGGAAGGAGGAGGGGAAGUUGGGGAUGGGGGAGAGGGGAGAGGUGUGGCGGGGGGUGUGGUGGGGGGUGAAGGAGGUAUGGAAAUAGCGACCAAAGAGUUUGAGGUCGAGAAGAAGGGCGACGAGGCGGUGAAUGCAGGUGUGAGAGGGUCCAAGGAGGGCUUGCGUCAAGUAGAGGACACAGCGAAUGCUGUUAAUGCAGCUGAGGCACUUGAUGCAGCAACACGAGGUGGCGGCACGCCAGCAAGUGCAGCCACAGAAACUGCAGCAACCGUAUCAGCAGCAGAAGUGCUAGCCACAUCUGCCCCUGGUUCGGGUGGCAUGGACGUGGAUAGCCUUGCAGCAGCUGUGUCUCGCCUUACCACGUCGGACUUCGUGCCCCGGUCUGUUAGCUUCGGCCGGAGGAGAGGCCGUGGGAUGAUGCAUGGGUCGGGUAGAGGGAGGACAGGAGGUCUGAGGGGAAAUAAGGAUGUGGCUGCUGAUAAUGUAGGGCAAUAAACAGAGUGUCCAUUGCAUUCUUCAAGUGCUAUUAGCACUAACGAAAGUGCGAUCAUCAACUUUCAUUUACUAUGUCCACCAUUAUCCCGUCAGCUAAGGUUUAGGCAUGGCGUGGACGAGUUAGUUUUCCUUCCCCAACGCUUUUCUAAAAUCCCUUUGAGUCUUAGAUCUGAUAGUGCACCCGAACCCGUCGACUCGAUCCCUUUUAGUCUGCGCGAAUAUGGCUUUUCUAUCACAGCCUCGGAAUACGACUGUGCGGCCCCUGCUUUCGCGGCUACCACUGGCAGUCGUUCUCGUGUUUUUCGCACAGCUAUCGCAUGUCGCCCGCCACACCACCGCGGCGGCCGCACGGACUUCGGCAGCCAGUCAUUUUUACGGGAGCAGCGCCCGCAGCAGCAAGAGCGCGGCGAACAGCGAAAUUAUGCUCGACGACUCUUCAAGGAUCAGCGAGGAGGCCACCUUGACGGAGGGGGCGGAGAGAAGUAGCAGUGACGAGCGCGACCCGCUCAUUG
Messenger RNA from Closterium sp. NIES-67, 2054 nucleotides. The record is from the annotation of a GenBank genome assembly. NCBI's taxonomy places the organism in Eukaryota, Viridiplantae, Streptophyta, Zygnematophyceae, Desmidiales, Closteriaceae.